Cavenderia fasciculata is the source of this 702-nucleotide messenger RNA. RefSeq names its product high mobility group box-containing protein. Bases 1 to 702 code for a protein of 233 amino acids. The record is from RefSeq and is a predicted model, not a curated record. The transcript has a single exon. Gene Ontology annotation, molecular function: RNA polymerase II cis-regulatory region sequence-specific DNA binding; DNA-binding transcription factor activity, RNA polymerase II-specific. Gene Ontology annotation, biological process: anatomical structure morphogenesis; regulation of DNA-templated transcription; cell differentiation. NCBI's taxonomy places the organism in Eukaryota, Evosea, Eumycetozoa, Acytosteliales, Cavenderiaceae.
AUGGAGAAUAAUCAUCAUCAUUUAAACAAUAAUAACAGUAAUAGUAAUAAUAAUAGUACAGAUAUUAUAACAAAUAAUAAUAAUAAUAAUAUAGAUAUGACAAACGCACAACUAAUAGGAGCAAUUGAAAUGAUUGAACCACUUAAAAUACCAGAAGAGAUGCUUCAACCAUUCAACAAAUCAGUGUUAGAGGAAGACGAUGAUGACGAAGAAGAGGAGGACUUGUCAUUAUCAUCAGACGACGACGACAAUGAUGAGAACAGUGAAGAUGAAGAGGAUAUAAGUGUUGCUGCUACCAUCGCUGCUGAUGAUAUCAUGAACUUUGGACAACAAGAUGUAUCAUCAUCAUCAACAGACGAUGAUAUGGACGAUGAAGAAGAGUUAUCAUCAGACGAUGAUUUAGAAGAGGAAGAGGAGGAAUACACAACAACAAACAAGAAACAACCAAAACAAGCAAAAAAGAAAGUAGUCAAGAUAACCAAGACACCAAAGGUAGAAAAGAAAAAGAAACCACCCAAUGCAUUUAUCCUCUUUUCACAACACCGAAGAAAAGAGUUGAAAUUAAAGCAUCCAGAGCUCACCAAUAUCAUAAUAUCAUCAAUGUUGGGUCAAGAAUGGAACAAAUUACAUCCAUCUGAAAAGAAAGGUUUUACAGAACGUUCAUUAAAGUUAAAAGAAGAUCAAAAUAAUAAUAACAAAUAA